CAAUUUUUCCAACUCCAAAUGAGAAUAAUAUAAGAUUACGACAUAAUGAUUUUUUAUCUUCUUUAGAAAGCAAAAAUUGGGCUGAUAAUGACCAAGCAGAAAAUCUAGAACAUCAAACUGUUUCCAAAACAGUUAUUUCUGAACAAUUAGUUGUUAAGAAGAAUAACAGAAAAAUUAUAUUAGUUGAAAAUUAUAAGAUUGAAAACGUAGAUGAUAAAGAAAAUUAUAUAAUUUUUAAAGAAGUAAAAUAUACUAUUAAAGAAUUUUGCGAAUAUCCAUAUGAAGUAAACAAUAGAUUUAGAAUAGAAGUAAAAGAUAUGUUAAAUAUGGUUCAAAAAUUACAAAAAGAUAUAGAAGAAUUAGAAAAUUUUAUUG
This is a messenger RNA of Racocetra persica, 375 nucleotides long. The record is from the annotation of a GenBank genome assembly. NCBI's taxonomy places the organism in Eukaryota, Fungi, Glomeromycota, Glomeromycetes, Diversisporales, Gigasporaceae.